UCACGGGAGCUGCUCAAAUGGAUGCUAGUGUACUCGUCGUGUCAGCUCUUGAUGGCGUGAGGCCACAAACAAGGGAGCAUAUUAUUCUAGAUGGACAGGUUGGCGUGCCAUCAAUUGUUUAUUUCUUGAACAAAAUUGAUGUAGUUGGAGAUGAAGAUUUCCCAGAAUUAGUUGAGAUUGAGCUUCGAGAGGUCCUCAGUCUCUACAUGUUCCCUGGCAAUGAGAUUCCUAUCAUUCGUGGAUCUUCUUUGGCAGCAUUGGAUAGAAGGGACGAGGAGAUUGGAAAGAAUGCUAUUUUGAAACUGAUGGAAUUCUGUCAAUUCAUGCAUCCCUGA
Molecule: messenger RNA, 335 nt
Organism: Triticum dicoccoides
Lineage: Eukaryota; Viridiplantae; Streptophyta; Magnoliopsida; Poales; Poaceae
Product: elongation factor Tu-like
Exons: 3
Coding region: 18-335 (105 amino acids)
Biological process (GO): mitochondrial translational elongation
Cellular component (GO): mitochondrion
Molecular function (GO): translation elongation factor activity; GTPase activity; GTP binding
Source: RefSeq, a predicted model, not a curated record